UUUUCUCUAUGGCUUAGCCGAUGCCUGCCGAAAAUUCUGAAAAUUAUUGUUUUCUUACAUUUAGAUAAUUUGUGUGCAAUUCCUGGUUGGCAGAUUAAUUUAGUUUAGUAACACAAAACACUGAAAAGAUGAUGCUCACAAUCCAUGGACUACCAGCGCAUGUAAAAUACAAAGACUUGAAGCAGCUAAUACGCGAUCAGUGCAACAUCGACGAUUUGAUUCUGGAUAACCUGAUAAACGACGAUGACCCUAACAUGAAGAAAGUCAGGGUCGGAGUGGCUAAUGAUGAUGAGGGGAAUGCGCUGAUGAGGUCCUUGGACCGCUUCCGGCUGGAGGGGCACGUGCUUCGCGUCGUGCCGGUUGGGAAACCACCCCAACAAAAACCACAGCCGCAACAGCAGAACUUCAACCAGUACGGCAACCCCACACCGGCCUACAACAAUGCACCGUCACAAAACUAUGGAGGCCACAGCGCCGCCCCCGCACCAACUUACGGAGGGCCCCGUGAGCCACCCAUGCAGAGCUAUGGAGCCCAGCCUGCCCCAGCCCCAUGGAGCCAGGAGCCGCAGUGGACCCCUAACCCGGUGCCGGCUCAAGGAAACUAUGGGUACCAGGGGCAGAGUAUGGGAUAUGGACAGCAACAGCAGCAGCAACAGCCCGCGCCGCAGCCGCACCCUCGCGAGGCGUACGCGGGCGCUCCGGUCCAGCCGACGCCGGCCUAUGGACAGUACCCGGCUAAUGUGAAUCCACAACAGCAGAACAACCCCAAUACCCACGGCGCGCCCGGCCGCUCUCACGUGUUGCGUAACAUAGAGAUCAUGGACACCCCCAUAGAGCAGAGCAGGCCCUAUGUAUCGCCUGCUGAGAAACCGAUAACAAUAGCGAAAGACACGUUCCAAGGCCCCUCGUCGUACCGCGGCCCGGAGCCCCCGCAGUACGCGCGCGACCCGCCCAAGCCGCAGCCCUGGGCUAAUGCACAGCCCCCAUACCAAAAACCAGCAGACAACUACUCAAAACCAGCCCCUUACGAAAACAAACCAUACCAAGAAGACAAACCUUCAGAAGUUAAAGGAGGCAUUUUGCGAGUCCCAGAAGGUUUCAGACCAAAUGAGAAACCUUUCUUCUCGGCCAAAGACCGUUUGAUGGACAUUAUGGGACGUGGGCCAGAAAAACGGGAUUUCAGAGAUGCCAGGGAUGAAUUUAACAAGAUGGAUGACAGAAGACCUAUGGAAAACAAAAGAGAUUUUGAACCGGAGCCAAAAAGGCAAGAAUUUAAAUUGGGAAUAAGGAAUGAUUUGUUUAACCCAGAUUUAGGGGUUAAGAAGGAUGAGUUUGUAAGGAAGGAGACAUUUGGGGGUGACGGGAGAGGGGAUGGUUUUGGACGAAGGGAUGAGAUGCAAAGGGAUAUGGGGAGGGAUAAUGAUGGGGGAAGACGGAUGUCGCCUGGAAGAAGGAUUUCCCCGCCCCGUCGGAUGUCCCCUAGACGGGUCUCCCCCAGACAGCCGUCCCCUGGCAGACGGAUGUCUCCUUCUAGAAGGCCUAUGUCUCCUGGUCGACGGAUCUCCCCUGGUAGAAGGAUCUCCCCUGGAAGGAAGAUGUCUCCUGGUAGAAGAUUGUCUCCGGGCAGGAAAGUCUCUCCAAGACGGUCCCCGCAGAGGUACUCGCCAUCCCGUCUGUAUGAAAAGCCGGAAUUCGAACCCAGACCAGCCGUGAAACAAGUACGGCCAGCAUAUGAACCGGGGCCGGCCCCAAGCCAAUACUCAGGUGGAUACCGCGGCAGCAUCACUGAAAACGUUCAGUACCCCGUACCGAAACGUACAUCCCCCUGGGUAGAAGGAAACGGCAACUCUUACAAGAAACCCGAAGACGAUAGGCGAGAGUUUACCAGGCCUUUCGAUCGCCCUGGCGAGAAGCGAUCGCGAUCGCCCGUCCACCGCGAUCGUUCGCCUAUAGGGUUCCGCGCUAAACGACAUUCGCCAUCGCCUAGGUCUCCCAGACGAUCUUGGGCUCAAGAGAAACGCAACAGUCCAGAUAUGCUGGACGCCCCUCCGCCACCGGCUUGGCACGGGAAGAGUGACACUUUCAACAGACCGAAGGUUCCAGAACGAUUCGAGAAGGAGGAGAAGCGGCCGGCAGUUUGGGAGCGACGGCCCGACAAACCUGAUCACCACAGCUCGAGGUUCGACGACUAUCGCAAAGACGGCCCAUCAAGAAGCGACCAUCGUAAGGAAGACACCAGCGACGUAUGGAAGUCUAGAGAUGUACCGAAGUAUCGUCCCGAAGACGACUUGAAGCGCAGAGAAGAGUUGCGGUCAAAGGAUUUCGAUCGAGAACCGUUCCGCCGACGAGACGACAAAGAAGACAGGGACUCUUUCUUCAAGAGGACUGUGGAUAGGAAAGACUUCGAUCCUAAAGAUCGCCACGAUGACAGACGCCCAGAUGACUACAGAAAGGAAGAAUUUCGCAAGCCAGACUUUAAAGACGCACGGCGUCAAAAUUCUCCGCCGCGUUUCCAAGACAGACGCGUACCGUCUUUAGCCAAAGAGCAAAGGGACCGUGCGGCCGAAAAGAUCGCUGAUAGAAUCUGCUCUAAACACAAGGUGUCGGAUUCGAGAGUCUACGAGGAGUUAAAGGUGACGUUGUCGAUGAAGGUAUUCAGCAACUUCGGGUCUCGGACGGUGGCGACCAACGAUAUUGUCGAGUGGUUUAUCCAGAGGUACAACGAGGCGGAACAGAGUGAGAUGUUGGCAGAUGUGGUGGAAAGUCUGCCGAAGGGUAGAUCGCUGAAGCGAUCCGGCGAAGCGGCAUCAGCACAACCCGCUGCGAAAACUCAGAAAACGGACGCGGCGGCAUUGAAAACACAAAAGGAGUUGGUGAAAGAAAAAUUCAAGAUGGCAAUAGACCAGAUACGACGUAGAAUCGUGAAGGACCAGGGAAUAAACCCAAGCGGAGAAAACUUUAAGCGGAUUUUGGAAGAACUUAACAUGGUGUUGCUAAAGAUUUUACUAAACUUUGGCCAGAAGUUUGGACCUUCUUGCGACGUUCAUAAAAAAUAUUCGCUCGCAUAUACCAAGACAGAUGAAAAGAAAAUGAUGGACGAUGUUUUCCAGAAGAUUGGGAUUGAAAGGAAAUCUGCAGAAAUGCCUGAAAACUCUCAGAAGAUUACCAGGCCAUCUCCUAGCAACGUGACACAUGCAGGUGCACCCGCGGAACCGCAAACAUCACGUUGGGACAUCGCCGCGCCGCCUGGAUUAGUCAGCGGCUUUCCGGUAGCCCCGCAAAUUAUGCCAGGAAACGUUAUGUUGCCUCAAACUUUACCUAUUCAAGGGUUGAACCCAACAGGCUAUAUCGGGGGUGCGAUGAUGGAACUACAACAGAAUCAGCAACAGGCCGCUGAAAUACUUAUGAACGCUGAUGAGGAUUCUUUCAACUUGUAUCUGUGCAAAGACGAUUUUGACAUCAUAACUUGCAAAGAGGCUGAGGCGCUCAAAAACUUUUUGGUCUCGCAAAUUUUUGAGUCCAACGCGAAUCUCGGUUGGGCCCCCGCCUUCACUUUAAAGGGUUUGCAAAGUCUUCACCGUUACGAAGUGGCUACUGCCGAUGAGCAAUCCAGGAAUUGGUUGAUGCAUUUAGACUUUAGUUCGUUGAAAGCAUUCAACAUUUUGGUUUACACUAAAGAAGAGCUUUGGUACGAAAGGGCAGCCGUCUGGCUUCCUGGGCAUUCAAAGUUCCGUAAACUCGAACCUCUCGAGAAGCUAGAGAUGCAGAAUCGAAACAUCGAAGGCAUCAACAUUAGCAAGUGGAAGCUGGUCAAAAAACUGGUCAACCACAUGGGCACCAGAAUCUAUGUCGACAUGCCACCGUCGUCAGCCAGAGUGCUCGAAAAGAGCAAAAUGAUGCUCAGUUACGAACUGCAAAAGGUCAACGUGUUUUUGAAAGCCAUAGCCGUUGAUAAGGACGCUUUCGAUCAGGGAUUGAAAGGGGUUUCGAUUUCUGAAGCGGAGGUGAAAAACGCUCACACAGCUAUACCGAUGCCUGUCCUUUCCUAUGAUCCGAAGAUGGUAAAGAUGUGCCUGAAAGGAAACAAGAUGAUAUCGCCAGAACAAGCGAAAGGGAUCAAAGAAUCCGUGAUCUUCAAACUAUUCAGCUACCUAAAGGAUCCGCAAGCUAAAUUGCGAACGGAUUUCCUUAAAUACGGCUUCUGUAACCCUGGUUAUUUCGUAAUAUUGCCAGAGAACGACGAAUCGCGAAAGUGGCUGGUCCGCCUGACCGAUAUCGGCAAGUUGAAUAAGCACGAAAUCAUGGUCAUGGGCGACGAUGUGUCAUCGUGCAAAUACUUCAAAAUGAAACUGCUUUUCAACUGGGCCUUGCCUAGAGACAUCCAUGCGACCGAUUACAAGUCCAACAUUCUCAAUGCGCUCAAAGCGUCCAAUCGAGGCAUCAAGGGUCUAGACUUCCACAAGUGGCAGUACGGGAGUAUAUUCUCGAUCGGACGGAUGAAAGAGAGGUCCCAAUUGAAUGUGGACGUAGACUUGGAUUCUGUGCUCGCAUUGAAGAAUAUAUCUUUCACGUUGGACUACCGCGAUAAGACGGUUAAAGUCGAGCAUAAUUACUGGGAUUUGGACGCACUGAUUGAAAAGUAUAAGUCUGAGAGCAAGGAUAGCUACGAUGUGGCUAAUAUGGAGUUGGAAUCCGAUUCGGACGGGGAAAAAGGCAGGCAUGAUAACCGUAGACGCGUGUCAGAAAGAGACAGAGAUGCCGUUUCGGACGGGGAAAGAGGCAGGCGUGAUGACCGUAGGCGCGGGUCAGAAAGAGACAGAGAUGGCGGCCGUGAUCGUAGAAUGUCUGACAGAGAUAGACAUGGCAACCGCAGACGGAGGAGGUCUGAUAAUAGUGGAUCUUCUAGUGAUGGCGUGCAAAUUACUGACGACAAAGAUUCUGAAGUUAUUGUAUUAGAAUAAGUUUUUUGUUUCAGAAAAAAAAUCUUCUGUAUUUCUCUAAUAUAAGUUUGUUUUAUGUCUUAAUAAACUGGUGUUAUUGUAGACGAAA
This is a messenger RNA of Plutella xylostella (diamondback moth), 5049 nucleotides long. NCBI's taxonomy places the organism in Eukaryota, Metazoa, Arthropoda, Insecta, Lepidoptera, Plutellidae. The record is from RefSeq and is a predicted model, not a curated record.